Molecule: messenger RNA, 2615 nt
Organism: Dreissena polymorpha
Lineage: Eukaryota; Metazoa; Mollusca; Bivalvia; Myida; Dreissenidae
Exons: 8
Coding region: 546-2348 (600 amino acids)
Source: RefSeq, a predicted model, not a curated record
ACAAGAGGUGGCCUCCACGUGGCAAGAGCUGGGCAACAUAUUCAUUAUGUUGGCAAACUACCUCAUGUUUAUGUAAUGGUUAAUUUUCGGUGGUUUAAAAUAAUAAGAUCAAAUAUGUUUGUUUCGUAUGUAAAUAAAUUUCUCGCUUUUUUUUCCUACAAACAGUUCUGCACAUAAGGUAUUAUUCUUAAAAUAAUCUUGAUAUUUAUGUUUAGAUCGUGAACAUGCUUUAACACUGGUGGCCGAGUUUUUACAUACACGACCAGUAACUUUCAAACUGUGAAAUAAACAAACGUUUUCCUUCUUUAAUCAUGUUUACCAAAAAAUACUGGUGGUGACAUCAAAGGAUGUUUAUUUGUGGUAAAAAUAACAUUAUUAUGUAAUUAGGUAAUUAUAAAAUUAUCAUGGUCAUUGUCAAAUAAGAAAUCAAUGAGAGGAUGAAGAGAAAAUUUUCGCGGGUUAUCGAGUAAUUAUGGUAAGUGUUGUUGCUCAAAUGUUAAAGUAUGUAUAUAGGCAGAUGAUUUCUUUUACUGUAUCAUACAAUCAUGGCUGAACAUCCAUGUAUUUACUGCAAUAUUGAGGUCACUUCUCGUGCGCACGCUAUUGCAUGUGAUUCAUGUGGAAGAUGGAGUCACCGUAGACACACCGAAAUUACCCAUCAGCAGUACAUGCAACUGCGCAGUGGUGAGGUACAGAUAGAGUGGUUCUGUAAUGGUUGCAGGAACGUCGACGAACCACCACCACCACUUGAAAUCCCGGUAUCGCCACUCAGAAAUCUUGCACAAGAAGAUCUAAGACAUGGGGGUAACACUACCAUACCAGAUGUGUCAUUCGACCUAGCCCAAGAGUACGAACGACCAACACCAGUGGUAGACACGUCUUUACCUGAUGACCUUGAGCUGAACGACGAAAUCCCCGCCGACGACGCCGUAAUUACGUAUGAGAUUGUGGAGUCCGGGACUAAGCGAGGUGCGGCGAAACUGAUCAGUUCGGAUGGAUAUUCUUACACGAAGGGGGUAACGUCCGGAGAGAGACAAUUCUGGCGAUGCUCGGUGCGAAACAAGACAGUAAAAUGUCCGGCAUCCGUGAAACAGUACCGCGACAUGUUCACAUCGGGUGUAGCAGGACACGUUCAUCCACAAGAUCCUGGUGCUACAAAAAAGAUGAAAAUAGCUAAGAAGGUGAAGGAACUGGCGCGAGAACGUGUCUUUGAGCCAGCCGCCGUAAUCGUGGAACGUGUCAUGAAGGAUAUGGUGGCACCAAACGAUGUCAGCCUACCCAAACCAGCAAAUCUAGUUCGUGUUGUCAACCACCACAGACGUCUCCGUCCCGAUGAUCCUAAAGACUUAGCGUUUGAGCUUGACAGAAACUUCAUCGGAGAAGACUUCAUAGUGGACGACCUUGUUCUGGACGGUGCUCGACACAUCGUCUUCGGAACGCAGCGCCAGCUGGAUCUACUACGACAGGCAAAGAUGUGGUAUAUGGAUGGCACCUUCAAGGUGGUAAAGCAGCCGUUUUACCAGCUACACUCUAUCCACACAUUUGUGAAGAAGGGGGAAGAUGAGAAGCAGGUGCCACUGGCGUACGCUCUGAUGUCGAGGCGAAGUAAAGAUGAUUACGUUCAGGUUUUCAGGAGUCUACGUCGCAGACUGGGGGAUCUCUCUGUAGAGUGGAUUAUGUUAGACUUUGAAGCUGCAACUUGGCAGGCGAUAAGAGAGGUUUUUCCUGAUGCCGUGAUACGGGGAUGCGUCUUCCACUUUACACAGCGGAUAUACAGGAAGAUCACCACAGAGGGACUGAGUACCGCGUAUCAGCAACAUGGUGACAAGUUCGAGUUCUUCAGGAAAAUUAUGUCCCUUCCUUAUCUACCAGUUGAACAGAUUGAACCGGCAUUCAACAGGCUGAUGGAGGUAGCUGAAGGAGUCGGGGGUCCCGUACUGCGGGUAUGCGAGUACAUUUCCCGUACAUGGAUCCACGGCAGUGUAUGGCGACCCCUCAAUUGGUGCGUGUUUAGAGAGGAGGUGCGAACGAACAACGACUUGGAAGGAUGGCAUAGACGCAUCAACGCACGAGCGUGUUCAGCCAACCUCGGGCUUUACAAGUUGGCCAACCUUCUCAGAGAGGAAUCUGAGACUGUUGAUCUUCAUAUACGGCUGGUGAGCCAGCACCUUCUCACGAAGAUCAGGCGGAAGAAGUAUGUUACGAUACACGGCAGACUGCAUCAAGCAUGGGAUGACUACGAAGAAGAGAAGCUGACAACAACUGAACUUCUGAGGAUCAUCAGCCACAUCAAUGCCCUCGGACCAUCCACAGCGGUCCACCACAUGCUCGACGACGACGAGGCUUGAAAGAUGAACGACUGAUAUGGUUGAAAUGUAACAUUAAAUUGAACAGUGUCGUACAUGUAUCUAAUUUGUAUUAGAAAAUCUGAAUGAUAAAAAUGUGUUAUAAAAAUGUAAAAAUAUUGUAGUGCGUCAAAAAUGUAUCUAAUUAAUAUGUGCUUACUCCCUCAUUUUUUUUAAAUGACAUGAAAUAUUCAAAUAUAUAUAUAUAGUAUCCAAGGUUUAGUUGUUGCUUAUUUAUAUUAUAUGGUAAAUAAAACGGAUUACAAAGUA